AUGGACUUGAGUUUUGUGUUUAAAAUUGUGAAUGGUACUUCAAAUUUCUUGAUGUUGAUAUUACCAACAGUCUCAGCUGGCUUGUUAAAAUCAGAAGCUGAGAAGUUACAAGAAAAUAUACAGAACCGCAUACUGAAGGAGAGAGGCCGUGAGCAAGAGUCUGAGCUACAGCAGUUCGCGGAGUACGUGGCGGCGCGACCGAUGCGCUUCAGGUUUCUCAGGUUCGUUGACCUCGACUGGACGAUGGCGCUCCAGCUCCUUGACCUGUGCAUCUACUACCAAAUCAUCAUAACGCAAUUCACGCAUUUAUUUUAA
Messenger RNA from Diatraea saccharalis (sugarcane borer), 315 nucleotides. The record is from the annotation of a GenBank genome assembly. NCBI's taxonomy places the organism in Eukaryota, Metazoa, Arthropoda, Insecta, Lepidoptera, Crambidae.